UACUGGCCCCUGAUAGGGAUUGCUGUUAAUAGGUGGCCGCUUAAUAGGGGUUCGACUGUAAUAAUUUUUCGAGGCUUUAGGUGAUAUCUACCUUCACAUGUACAUGCAGCAACAGUCAUCAUGGGGGAGGGCAGAGGAGGUACAUGUAGGUUUAUCCUUUCAGGUACAGCAUUGUGGGCCUGAGGCCAAAGUUUUGUAAUCUUUGUUAAACUGCAGUAAAAAAAUAUUUGAAUACCAUUAAAAUUUAAUUAUGUAUGAUCUAUAGACAUAUUAAUUUUCUUACACUCGUGUUCAUGUAACCACCCAUGGGCAUACUGACUAAAUGAUUACUGCAUCGAGAGUCAAAUUGUGUGGUCUUAACUUUUGACUGGUCAACAUGUACUCUUUUCAUUAAUUUUCCAGGGAGAAGAACAAGUCACUGCUGAAUUUCUGGCAGGAAAAGUUCCUGAAAUUGUUUACAAAAAGGCAAUACAGAGUAUACCAGACGACAUCAAAUUUAGAGUAUCCUUCAUUGAAGUUUAUCGCUUGUUUGAAAAUACAAAAGAUGGCAUUGAUAUGGUGUAUGACAGCUUGUUAAAAGACUUUCCUACCUCUGAGGAGGUCUGGAAUUUAGUGGCUCGUCGAGCCAUUGAUGAAGCCAACCGUCAAGUAAAAAAAGGAACAGCUGUAAUUACAGAUAAUCAGUGGUGUGAGCUUGAGACAGAAAUGAACAAGUUGUAUCACCAGGCAGUGGAGCAAGUCCCAACAGAUAAAAUGUGGCAAUUUUAUAUCAGUACUUGUAUGGAAUUGAUGGCUGACGGCUCCCAUGGGCAAGCAAAAACGAGAGUGCAGAAUGUUUUUCAGUUAUUUUCAGAAGCAGAAAAAGCCAAACUUCUUAAUGAAGAUCUUUAUAAAACAUGGGUCAGCGUUCUGCUUCAAGCUGCACGGCCGAAACAGGCCUUGUCAGUGUGUAAAAGAGGGACCCAGUCAUUUAAAACCUCAGUGAGUUUGUGGAGUGAAUAUAUGAGAUUACAAGUCCUUAAUCAAGGUAAACCAGAGAAGAUUCAUAAUGAAUUUUCAAACGCCUUAAAAUGCGUGGAUUCCAAGGACUCACUGUCACUGUGGACUCAGUGGAUAGACUGGUGUGUCGCCAGCAAUCCAGGACAAGUAGGAGAGGUGUUUGAACUUUCGUUAGAAUCGUGUCUCGACAUCAGGACUCCACUGAAGGAGAAGUAUGUCGAAUGGGCAGUCACGACAAAAGGGAUUAAAAAGGCUAGAAAACUUUACAAAAGGCUGAUUCAAGCACGACCUUUUGCCAUUUCUUUCUUUCGAAAAUGCAUUGAUUUAGAACUAACACAGGUUAAGCCCAGUGUUAAGCGCGCCCGCGAUCUGUACGAGGCAGCUGUAGAUCAUUUUGGGACUUCUCAUCCUGAUCUGUGGCUGGACUAUAUUCGCCUUGAACUUCAGCAUCCUUGUGGUAAACUAGACACCGCUGGAGAGCUGUAUUGGCGGGCAACCAAGUCUCUUAACGGGGAAUUUACGGAGGAAUUUGUCGGACUUUACUCUUUGCUGCAGGCGGGCCGUAUAUAAAAUUAAAUAAUAGGGACCUUAAGCAAUGACGACGUCUGGAAAAAUUUGGUUUAUACACUCCUUUUCUCUCCCGUACCCAGCUCGUCGCUGGCCCGCUUUUUCGAUCGUCCCCACUGACCGAGAGCCGGGAACUGGCUAUAGUUAUCUAGAUCAGUUUAAUAGGCCGAUCGGUCUAAAAACCUGCUAAAACUAAAUAUGGAAUGCCAGGGAUAAAUUUCAGAAGCAAAUACGAAAAAUUAGCCAUCGUGGCCCACGUUCUCCAAAAUGCUCAGAACUUGGUCAUUUUACGAUGUUGUGCAGAGGACGGCUAUGAAAUGUACAAAGACUUACAACGUACGUGCACAGCCACUGUUCUGCUCAUUUUGAUGACGUUGUUGUCGCCGUUCCGUUGCCGUCGUGGUUUGCUUAAGCUCCUUAAUUGUUUUUUCUUAACAGACACCGAGGUCCUCUCUCACUUACCAAAGCUGAGGUGACAAAAUCAUCAACUACGUUUUGAAGUCUUGAAUUAGCAAGAAACAAUCAGAACUAACAUUGUACAAAAGAGUGGCAGAAAAAAAAAGCGAGAAUUGUAAGGUUUCUCACCUU
This is a messenger RNA of Orbicella faveolata, 2154 nucleotides long. Its product is annotated as U3 small nucleolar RNA-associated protein 6 homolog. Gene Ontology annotation, cellular component: Pwp2p-containing subcomplex of 90S preribosome; small-subunit processome. Gene Ontology annotation, molecular function: snoRNA binding; protein binding. Gene Ontology annotation, biological process: maturation of SSU-rRNA from tricistronic rRNA transcript (SSU-rRNA, 5.8S rRNA, LSU-rRNA). The record is from RefSeq and is a predicted model, not a curated record. NCBI's taxonomy places the organism in Eukaryota, Metazoa, Cnidaria, Anthozoa, Scleractinia, Merulinidae.